GUGAUCCGGUUCGAAGCCAACAAAAAAGCCGAGAAACGCAAACCCUAACCAACUCCAUUUGUCUUCUUCGAUCCCUCUCGUUUCCCCACCUCUUCUUCCUCUUUGAGCUUCUUCGUCUCUCCCAAUUCUCCAAUCUCUGCAUCUUUUUUGCUCGAUUUGGAAUCGUUGAAGCAAGAAGAUUAAGUUGAUUAUUUCAUAGGAAAGUGUCGGAUUUUUAGGGUUCUUUUGAUUUCCUUUGAACAUAUUCCAAAUCAAUUGUUUAGGUUCUAAAUGGGUGGGAAUCGAUUUUCCAUGUCGGACCUCACCGACGCCGGAUGCUGCGGUUGCUUCGGCUUCUUGCGGAAGCAACACAGGUCCGUAAUGCCGUUCCGGGGUUCCAGCGCUGCCUUCUCUAGCGACUACUUGCUGCCGCACAACCCCGAAGAUGUCGAUCGCAGCUUUUACAACGGGGAAAAUCCUGAUGAUGAUCCGCAUGAUAGUGAAAGCGGUUCCCAACAAUCCGUCAAACGAUCUGAAGAGAUCAUCUUGGCGAGGAUUCAGAAUGGAUUGAUAUGUAGGGACGUUCCGGUAAAGGAAACUCGGAAACUUACCAUUUCCAAGGAUGAAAACGGAAAUAAGAUGAUUAACGAAUAUGUUCGCCAGUACAAGAUUGGAUCUGGUAGCUACGGAAAAGUGGUUUUGUAUCGCAACACUAAAGACGGGAAAUUGUACGCAAUAAAGGUUUACCAUCGGUCAUACUUAUCGAGGAUACGAGUGGGAGGUUCUGAAACUGCCUUGGGUGAUGUUCUUCGGGAGAUAUCCAUUAUGAAACUGUUGGAUCACCCCAAUAUAGUUAAUCUCAUCGAGGUGAUUGAUGACCCAAACACAGAUAACAUCUACAUGGUUCUAGAAUAUGUGGAAGGCAAAUCUGUUUGUGAGGGCUGUGGUCCGCCUGGUGGUAUAGGAGAAAGUACUUCUAGAAGAUACUUGCGAGACAUAGUUGCUGGUCUCAUGUAUCUUCAUGCUCAUAAUAUUAUUCACCGAGAUAUCAAACCUGACAACCUCUUGGUAACAAGCAGUGGGAUGGUGAAAAUAUGUGAUUUCAGCGUCAGCCAGGUUUUUGAGGAUGAUAAUGAUGUACUAAGAAGAUCUCCGGGUACUCCUGUUUUCAGUGCGCCUGAGUGCUAUUUGGGAUCAACCCACCAUGGCAUAGGUGCUGAUGUAUGGGCUGUUGGUGUCACAUUAUAUUGCAUGAUUUUGGGCCAGUAUCCAUUUGUUGGUGAAAACUGGGAGGAUACUUACGAGAAGAUUGUAAAUAACCCAUUGUAUUUACCCGACGACAUCAACCCCCAAUUGAAAGACUUGUUGGAAGGGCUCCUCUGGAAGGACCCCGAGCAGCGCAUCAAGUUGCGCGCCGUCGCCGAGCAUCCCUGGGUGGUUCAAGAGGAGGGGCCGAUCCCCGAAUACGAAUGCUGGUGCAGGCGCGACAAGUCUUCUGCUGCUGCAGCAGCAGCAGCAACAACAACAUCAUCUGACCAGCAAUCACUUAGCUAAUGUAUCUGAUUAUAUGGAUAGCAUUAGGAUGUAAUUGAGAGUGGUGCUUCUUUUUUUUUUUGUUUUUCUUUUUGUGUGGAUAUGAGCUGCUUCAAUAAGUUUCUGCUGGAGGAGUUUGUGAAUUUGGUCCAGUUAACUUAUUAUGACAUAAAACAAGCUUUUGGUGACUUCAA
Molecule: messenger RNA, 1706 nt
Organism: Ananas comosus (pineapple)
Lineage: Eukaryota; Viridiplantae; Streptophyta; Magnoliopsida; Poales; Bromeliaceae
Product: serine/threonine-protein kinase GRIK1-like
Exons: 13
Coding region: 271-1533 (420 amino acids)
Biological process (GO): protein phosphorylation; intracellular signal transduction
Cellular component (GO): cytoplasm
Molecular function (GO): protein serine/threonine kinase activity; ATP binding
Source: RefSeq, a predicted model, not a curated record